Messenger RNA from Astrephomene gubernaculifera, 2220 nucleotides. NCBI's taxonomy places the organism in Eukaryota, Viridiplantae, Chlorophyta, Chlorophyceae, Chlamydomonadales, Astrephomenaceae. The record is from the annotation of a GenBank genome assembly.
GUCUGUCAAUCACUCGGAGCUAUUGCGUCAAACAGCUACCUAUUGUCUUUAGGUUUGUUUCCUAGCUAACCAACUUCCCGUAGGCAGUGUUUGGCAAGACAAGCUCUAUCGAAUACAAUAUAGUACUUCAAUCGCUCGUCAUAAUGGCGCUCAGAUACGGGCCGUUAGCUAACUGCCAGGGGCCCCGACCUGCUUGCAAGCGUGCAGCGGCGGUGCUUGCGCUACACAGCGUAGCGACUCCUCAGGCGCCUUCCCGGCUUCCAUCCGCACGCCCAUUACUCCCGGCCUUCUCUCCCAGCUCCUUCGGAGCUGACUCCCGUGCCCCCCAUGUCCGAACAUCCGGAGGAACGCGACAAGGAUCGCACGUGUGCGCGGCCUCUCGCAAAGCAAGCAAGGAAGCAGACAAGGAGGUCCAGUUUGACGUAAGCGUAGCAGUGGAGGAGCUGUCGCUGUGUCGGCGACGCGCCACCGUCACCGUACCUGCCAGUGCUGUGAAGGAGGUCUUCAAGCGGGGGGUGAAGCGACUGGAGCGUGACGUGGUGGGCUCCCUGCGCGGCUGGCAGGCGGGCAAGCCGCUGCCGCUGUCCAUGAUAGUCACACAGGUCGGCGGGCAGGCCAAGUUCAAGACGUACUGUCUGGAGGAGUUGCUGCUGGAGGCGCUACCCAAGGGAGUGGAAGCCGCAAGCAGGGGGCAGGCGCUGGAUCCAGAGAGCGUGGAGGUUCCCCGCGCCGACUACCCCUCCAUGCUCGAGCGCUACGACCCCGCCCGCGACUUCUGCUUCACCGCGCUCUUCGACGUGGCUCCCCCGCUGGUGUGGCGCACGCCGCUGGAGGCGAUUGAGGUGACCAUCAGGGACACCGGCGACCUGGCCAGCGACACCGCCGCCGCGGACGACCUCAUCCGGCAGUACCGCAAGCAGCACGGCUUCAGUCGGGUUGUGGCGGGGCGGGGACUGCAGCGGGGGGACACACUCGUCAUGGACAUGCAGGUGGUCACCGCCGCUGGCCAGCAGCCGCUGCCCGGUCUCACCAAGAGCCGCAUUUCCUUCGACACGGAGGAGGAUGCGCUGGAUAUCACAACGGGCAUGCUGGGCAUGCGUGCGGGUGAGGUCCGCUCCUUCGAUAUGUCCCUACCUCAUGACUACCCGCUGGAGGUCUGGCAGGGUAUGCCGGUGCGUGUCAACGUGCGGGUGCACGAGGUGUUCGAGUGGACACUGCCCGAGUUCGACGACGCCUACGUGGCCGCCCAUCACGGCUCCCAGUGGUCCUCCGCCACCGAGAUGCGGGAGGCGCUGGUGGCCUCCACCGCCAUGCAGCGCAUGCAGCUGCUGGACCAGCAGCUGGGGGAGGCGGUGGUCAAGGCAGUAGCAGGCGCGCUAGACAUGCCCGAGGUGCCCCCCCGCAUGGUGGAGCGGCUGGGGGAGCGACAGUUCCAGGCGCAGCUGCUGGAGAUGAUCAAUGACCGUGUGGGCACCCGCGAGGACAUUGAGAAGCUGGCCACGGAGGAGAUGGCGGCGGAGUUCGUACAGCAGCGCCGGAGCGAGCUGGAGGAGCAGGUCAAGUUCAACUUGGCGGUGGACGACAUCUUCGAGCGCCAGGGGCUGACACUGGACGAGGAGAUGGUGGCGCAGGAGUUUGCGUUGCGGGAGCGGCAAAUGCAGGCGGUGGGCCAGCCGCCCUCCAGGGAAGAGCUCAUGGAAGAUGUGCGGGAAACCGUCAAGACCGUUAUUGUAACGGAAUGGCUCAAAGAUAACAUCAAGCGACACGUGCUCCCGUACAACAGCGGCGGCCAGGAUGGGGCUGGGGAAGGCGCUGCUUCUGGGGAGGCUAGCAGCAGCAAGCGCAGGGAGCCGGUGGCUGCUGCCUAAGCCUUGAGUCUAAAUCUUGAAAGCAGGGUACUUCAUAAGGGUUGAGGAGUUGGGAUUUGGGUUUCGGGACGACUAGGCAGGUUGGUGUGGUUGUUUGUACGGCUCGUUGAGGUGGGCAGCUGAGGUCGCCGGGCAUUGCCUACCUAGGGACACUUGUAAGGGGAUGUACGAACAGGGUGCGUGCAUGUGUACAUGUACCAUUGAGCAAUCGUUGGAUGGAAGUGUAUUUGCCUUUUUGUCACGGCUUGUACCACAACGCUAGGUAGGCACAGUAACUCAGUGUAUUGACCACUCGGGAAUAGCGCUAGGAAAGGCUCUGCAUUGUAUAUGUGUGCGGGGAGGAUUAGCGGAG